Messenger RNA from Temnothorax curvispinosus, 1195 nucleotides. RefSeq names its product putative nuclease HARBI1. The record is from RefSeq and is a predicted model, not a curated record. NCBI's taxonomy places the organism in Eukaryota, Metazoa, Arthropoda, Insecta, Hymenoptera, Formicidae. The transcript is spliced from 5 exons. The coding region runs from base 407 to 1195 and encodes 262 amino acids.
AUCACCUACAUAUCACCUGUCAAAUGCGAUACAAAUCCGUAAUGUGUCACAACAACAGUUUUUAGAUAAGAGCAGUAUGGAAUGUAACAUAUUGGGCGAAUUUGAUAUUAAUUUAUUUGAUAGUUCUGAAAGCUCUUCGGAUGAAGAAAAUGACAAUAUUGGCAUAAUACGUGAAAAACGAUAUGUACGAGAUGCUAUUAAUCCAUUUACAGCUUAUCGUGAACACGCAUUCCAUAUAAGAUACAGAUUUUCAAAAGAAUCUGUUAUGUAUGAACUACUGCCUUUAGUUAUUGAUAGUUUAACAAAGCCUGAUAUGCGAGGUCUUCCAAUUGAACCAGUUAUUCAAUUACUGAUUUGUCUAAGAUUUUAUGCUACUGCUAGUUUUUAGAAAGUAAACGGAGAUCUUAUGGAAUUACCACAACCUACAAUUUGCAGAAUCGUAUUUAGAGUAACUGCUACAUUAGCAACUUAUCUAAAUACUUAUGUCAAAUUUCCGACAAACCAAGCAGCUAUACAAGAAAAUCGAAGAUUGUUUAAAGAAUUAGGAUAUGGUUAUGGAGCUAUUGGGCUUCCUUGUAUUAAUGGAGCUAUAGAUUGCACCCAUAUAAGAUUAUGUGGUAAUAACUUUGGAGGAAUAGCUGAAAUUUAUAGAAAUAGAAAAGGUUAUUUUUCCUUAAAUGUCCAGGCUGUAGUAGGUCCAAGAAUGGAAUUUUUGGACCUUGUCCCAGAAUGGCCAGGAAGUCAACAUGAUAGUAGAAUUUUCCAAAAUUCUCGAGUUUUCAUGCGAUUUCAACAACGUGAACUAACAGGAAUGUUAGUUGGAGAUUCAGGAUAUCCUUCUCUCACAUUUCUUUUAACGCCAUUCAGAAAUCCACAAAGCGAAGAAGAACAAAGGUAUAACGAAAUUCAAUCACGAACGAGAAUGGUUGUGGAGAGAACGUUUGGAACAUGGAAGAGACGAUUUCCUUGUCUAUCGAGAGGACUAUCUUUAAAACUUUUAACAUGUACUGGAGUCGUAUCAGCUUGUGCAGUUUUGCAUAAUUUAUCACUACAUUUCAAAGACAUUCUCCCAGAGGAACCAGAACCUAAUGCAAUAAUUGAAGAUAAUGAGGAGCUACCUUACAAUGAACCUCAUUGGCAACCUAGAGAUGGUCAUAUUAUUAGGCAAAACGUAGUUCGAGAAUUAUUUUAUUAA